This is a messenger RNA of Capsicum annuum, 2187 nucleotides long. RefSeq names its product MACPF domain-containing protein At1g14780. Lineage: Eukaryota; Viridiplantae; Streptophyta; Magnoliopsida; Solanales; Solanaceae. Gene Ontology annotation, cellular component: plasma membrane. The coding region runs from base 200 to 2011 and encodes 603 amino acids. The transcript has 8 exons. Gene Ontology annotation, biological process: regulation of salicylic acid mediated signaling pathway; plant-type hypersensitive response. The record is from RefSeq and is a predicted model, not a curated record.
GAACUUUCCCACAGACCUUCCUAUCAAGUCAUAUAUUCUCAUUUUAAUUUCUUCUCUUAUAUAUAUAUAUAUAUAUAAAUCAAUAAAUUAAAACUAUAGUCUUAAUUAACAUUCACACACAUUAUCACCUCUUCUUCUUCUUCUUCUUUCUUCUUCAAAUAGCAACAUAAUUAACCCCUCCAAAAAAAAGUCCAAAAAAAUGAGUAAUUAUUAUGGGAAAAACAAUAUAGUAGAGAGGGCAAUCAAUAGUUUAGGCAAAGGUUUUGAUUUAACCUGUGAUUUUAGAUUAAAGUAUUGUAAAGGUGAUGAAAAAAUAGUGUUAUUAAAUGAAGAAUUGAGAAAAGAAUUGAUGGUGCCUGGUUUUGGAAAAUUUGAAAAUGUAUCAACUGAUAUUAAAUGUGAUAAAGGUGAUAGAGUUAGAUUUCAAUCUGAUAUUCUUGAUUUUAAUCAGAUGUCUGAAUAUAUUAAUAGGAGAAGUUCAGUGGCAGGAAAAAUACCAUCAGGAUUAUUUAAUUCAAUGUUUGGAUUUGAAAGUGGUUCAUGGUCAAUUGAUGCAUCAAAUACAAAAUAUUUGGGACUUGAUGGUUAUUUCAUCAUAUUAUUUGAUGUUCAUAUUGAUAGAUAUUCACUUAUUUUAAAUGAUCAAGUUAUUAAUGAUGUUCCUUCUACUUGGGAUCCUGCUGCACUUGCAAGGUUUAUUGAGAAAUAUGGUACACAUAUAAUUGUGGGGCUAAGCAUAGGUGGACAAGAUGUGGUCCUAGUAAGGCAAGACAAAUUAUCAAACAUGGAACCAUCACAACUCAAGAACCAAUUGGAUGAACUUGGUGAUCAAUUAUUCAAUGGCAUGUGUAACUUUUCUCCACACCAAUGCAAGUCAAGAGAACAAAGGCAUCAGUCUCUGGAGGCAUUCAAUAUUUUUGAUCCACAACCAAAAGUCUUCCGCAGCUUCCCAUCAACUACAACAAAAAAUGGUGUUACUGUGAUAUGUUCAAAAAGAGGUGGAGAUUUAACAGCAAAUACACAUAGUGAAUGGCUUCUAACAGUGCCAUCAAUGCCAGAUGCUAUUGCUUUUAGCUUCAUUCCUAUUACUUCACUUCUCAAAGGUGUUCCUGGCAAAGGCUUUUUAUCACAUGCUAUCAACCUUUAUCUUAGAUACAAGCCACCUAUAGCAGAUUUGCAGUACUUUCUGGAUUUCCAAGCCCAUAAAAUUUGGGCCCCUAUUCACAAUGAUCUUCCAUUAGGCCCAACAACAAAUAGGUCCAUUAGACCUCCAUUUCUUAAUUUCAAUUUGAUGGGCCCAAAGUUAUAUGUAAACCCAACUCAGGUAAUUGUUGGAAAGACACCAGUAACUGGCAUAAGACUUUAUCUUGAAGGAGUGAAAUGUGACAGGCUGGCCAUACAUCUACAACACUUGGUAAACACACCAGUACUACUCCAAGACAAAAUAGAUGACCCGCUGACGUGGCGCGGGUCGGAAGACACACUGGAUGAUGGAUAUUUGGAAGCCAUCCAAUGGAAAAAAUUCUCCCACGUAUGCACGGCGCCGGUAAAAUACGAUCCGAAUUGGGCACCUUAUGAGAAUGGCUUUAGUUUUAUCGUAACAGGCGCUCAGCUUCACGUUAAAAAACACGAUACGAAGAGCGUACUACAUCUCAGGUUGUUAUAUUCUAAAGUUUCAAACUCAUGCAUCGUACAGUCUCAGUGGAUGCAAUGUGCCUCCGACAAUAGCACGAAAUCAUCCUCCAGUUUUUUAUCGACUAUUAGUGGUGCAUCCUCGAUACCCGGUUUUUUAUCCGAUAAACCGGUCGUCGUGGAUUCGGGCGUUUACCCAACCGGCCCACCGGUCCCCGUCCAAACACAAAAGCUACUAAAAUUUGUGGACACAACACAAUUGUGUAGAGGCCCAUUGGAUAAUCCGGGUCAUUGGUCCGUCACCGGGGCCAAAUUGGACCUGGAAAGAGGGAAAAUCUGUUUGCGCGUUAAAUUCUCCUUGUUGAAUAUAUGCUCUUAAUCCUCUAUCGUCUUCACUUUAUACUGCUUUUGACUUCAUUCACAAACCUGGAAGUCGAGAUCUAUAAUUCAGGGUAGAAAGGUUGUAAUUAAUUAUAUUUACAAAUUUACUUGUAUUAUGUAUAUAUCAUGGGUAAAAUAUAGAGCUUUGAGUUUUAUGGCAGAGUUAUUUAUUUA